AUGGGUCUGAAGCUGCUUGAGUUCCAACUUUGUCUCCUGCUGUUGCUGGGACUUGUCCUAGUGCUUGUCUCAAGCAAGGAACCAACCCCUUCCCAGAAGUUUGAGAUCCGGCAUAUCUAUAAGAGCAACUAUCCCCGAUGUGACGAUGCAAUGCGGAUAGUCAACAAGUAUAACACACAUAAGAAUACCUGUAGGAGAAUAAAUACCUUUCUUCAUACAACUUUUGCUGAUGUUGUCCAUGUGUGUGGCAAUCCAAGUACCACCUGCAACGAUGGGAUACGUACAAAUUGUCAUAAUAGUUCAUCUCGGGUAUCUAUAACUGUCUGUGAACUCAAACCUUCAGCAAGCAGUUAUACCGAAUGCAGAUACAAAAUGACUGAAUCAGUGAAGUACUACACAGUUGCCUGUGUCAGGAGAACUCCACAGGACAGCCCCAUCUAUCCAGUGGUUCCAGUUCACUUGGAUAGGACAUUUUAACUCCAGUACCAGCACUUUGUACCUUCACUCAUCUGCUACUGUCAAGAUCAUAGCAGUGAAGAACCAAUUCUUCUCUGGGCUGCAUAUCAGCACCUGUCCUCAUGAACCCUGUCCCUGACUCCCUUUAACUUAGCUGAACAGAUCUUUUCCAAUCAAUAAACACCUUUGCAUACUCA
Mastomys coucha (southern multimammate mouse) is the source of this 653-nucleotide messenger RNA. Its product is annotated as ribonuclease 2B-like. Lineage: Eukaryota; Metazoa; Chordata; Mammalia; Rodentia; Muridae. Bases 1 to 477 code for a protein of 158 amino acids. The transcript has a single exon. Gene Ontology annotation, biological process: innate immune response in mucosa; chemotaxis. Gene Ontology annotation, molecular function: nucleic acid binding; RNA nuclease activity. The record is from RefSeq and is a predicted model, not a curated record.